Chanos chanos (milkfish) is the source of this 1572-nucleotide messenger RNA. It is a transcript of the gene glrba, whose product is annotated as glycine receptor, beta a. Bases 1 to 1572 code for a protein of 523 amino acids. Gene Ontology annotation, cellular component: postsynaptic membrane. The transcript has 11 exons. Lineage: Eukaryota; Metazoa; Chordata; Actinopteri; Gonorynchiformes; Chanidae. Gene Ontology annotation, biological process: monoatomic ion transmembrane transport; chloride transport. The record is from RefSeq and is a predicted model, not a curated record. Gene Ontology annotation, molecular function: transmembrane signaling receptor activity; extracellularly glycine-gated chloride channel activity.
AUGUUAGGUGAAGAGGUUGGGAACUUCAUCAGCUCCUACAAGCUACCUUACAACCUACAGCAGUCCCAUGAGUGUCCAGUCAUGGUGUGUCGGGGACUUCUCUUGCUGCUGGUGGUGUUGACGUGUGUGAUGGAGAGUACUGCCAAAGAGAGCAAACCCAAGAAGGGCAAAAAGGGCAAGCAAGUCAUCUGCCCCUCACAGUUAUCUGCGGAAGACAUUGCAAGAGUUCCAGCCAAUUCAACCAGCAAUAUCCUCAACCGCUUACUGAUGACCUAUGACCCCAGAAUCCGACCCAAUUUCAAAGGCAUUCCUGUUGAGGAUAAAGUGAAUAUCUUCAUAAACAGCUUUGGAUCCAUCCAGGAGACCACAAUGGAUUACCGGGUGAACAUAUUCCUCCGUCAACGCUGGAACGACCCACGACUAAAACUUCCGGCCGACUUUAAAUCGGACGCUCUGACUGUCGACCCGAAGAUGUUCCAGUGUCUUUGGAAACCUGACCUCUUUUUCGCUAACGAGAAGAACGCAAACUUUCACGACGUCACUCAAGAGAACAUCCUCCUUUUCAUCUUUCGCAACGGAGAUGUUCUCAUCAGUAUGAGGUUGUCUGUUACCCUGUCCUGCCCUCUGGAUCUCACUCUGUUUCCAAUGGACACUCAACUCUGCAAAAUACAACUGGAGAGCUUUGGCUACACAACAAAGGACCUGGUGUUUAUGUGGCAGUCAGGGGAUCCAGUUCAGAUGGAUGAGAUUGCCCUGCCUCAGUUUGAUGUCAAACAGGAAGAUAUUGAAUACGGCAACUGUACCAAAUUCUACCCCGGAACAGGUUACUAUACUUGUGUGGAGGUGAUCUUUACAUUGCGGAGGCAAGUGGGUUUUUAUAUGAUGGGCGUAUACGCCCCUACUCUUCUCAUUGUCGUUCUCUCCUGGCUGUCCUUCUGGAUCAACCCUGAUGCCAGUGCAGCGCGCGUGCCCUUAGGCAUCCUGUCUGUUCUCUCUCUGUCAUCAGAGUGUACGUCCCUGGCCUCCGAGCUGCCGAAGGUCUCCUAUGUUAAAGCCAUUGAUAUCUGGAUGAUCGCAUGUCUUCUGUUUGGCUUUGCCUCACUGGUGGAGUACGCUGUUGUACAGGUGAUGUUGAACAGUCCAAAGCGCAUAGAGGCAGAGAAGGCAAAAAUGGCUCAGAAGGAUAAAGAGAGAGAGAAAGAGGGAAAAACUCCAGCUAAAACCAACACUGUCAACGGGACAGGAGGAACUCCUAUUCACGUCAGCACAUUACAGGUGGUGGAGACUCGUUGUAAGAAAGUGUGCACCUCCAAGUCAGACCUGCGUUCUAACGACUUCAGCAUCGUGGGCUCGCUUCCGCGGGAUUUCGAACUCUCUAACUUCGAUUGCUACGGCAAGCCGAUCGAGGUCGGAAACGCUCUUGGGAAAUCACAGAGCAAGAACAACAAGAAGCCGCCCCCUGCCAAACCGGUCAUUCCCUCUGCAGCUAAGCGCAUUGACCUCUACUCACGAGCCCUGUUUCCCUUCUCCUUUCUCUUCUUCAACGUCAUCUACUGGUCUGUCUACCUGUGA